This is a messenger RNA of Capsicum annuum, 711 nucleotides long. RefSeq lists its product as uncharacterized. NCBI's taxonomy places the organism in Eukaryota, Viridiplantae, Streptophyta, Magnoliopsida, Solanales, Solanaceae. Bases 1 to 711 code for a protein of 236 amino acids. The transcript has a single exon. The record is from RefSeq and is a predicted model, not a curated record.
AUGUCUCCACCACAAUCUCCAAAUUCAUCUAGAGAUCAAGUUCGUCCAUUGGCACCUUCAUCUCAUCGUAUACACGUCGAAAACGAAGAAGGCGUUAAUUACACGUCAGCAACAUCAAAUACAGAGUUGUCUAAGAAACGACGUCGUAGAAGGUGUGUUAAAUGUUUCGCUUGUUGUGGAGUUACGACGGUAAUUGUAGGUAUCGUUAUUUUGAUCCUCGCGCUGACUGUUUUCAAGGCGAAAGAUCCUAAGAUAAGAAUGAACUCGAUUAGGUUCGAGGGGUUGAGUUUCCUUACUCGUAGUUCGAAUCUCCAACCCAACUUGAAUAUUACGGUCGUUGCUGAUAUUUCUAUUAAAAACCCUAACUCGGUCUCGUUCAAGUUCAGGGCCGCGACCGCUGGUGUCAGUUACAGUGACAGAGUCAUAGCGGAAGCCCUGAUACCGCGAGGGUCGGCUAGGGCUCGGAGGACAUUGCGAAUGGAUGUGAGCGUUACGGUUAUGACGGAGAAAUUAGUGGGAAUUCCAAGGCUAACAAAUGAUUUGAUAGCUAUGGAAUUGCCGAUAAGUAUGUCAACAAAUAUUAAUGGAAGGGUUAAUUUAGGUUUAUUUAAAAAAAGCGUUGGUGUAAGGAUGAAUUGUAAUAUGGUGAUUGAUUUACAACGACAACAAGUUAAGGGCAAUAUGGAUUGUGAUAGGAAAGUUUCAAUGUAG